UUUAGAAGAAAUUGUAAUACCAAUAAAAUAUCCUAGACAAGUUCCUUUUCAAGUUUCAAGAUUUAUUCAGAAGUGACAACUAAUUAUAGAAGCUAGCACAUAGUGUAAACUAAACGGCCAUAAGAAUUCUCAUAAAAUAUAUGUGAGGCAACAAUAUAUAAAAUUUAAUCUUCUUUAGCCAAAAAAAAAAAAAAAAAAAAAAAAGGAAGAAGAAAAAGAAGAAGAAGAAGAAGAAGAAGAGAGAUACGUGUUUAUUUUAAACUGUUGAUUGUGUAAUUUUUGUAAGUAUAAAAAAUGCAUUUUCCUAGCUAUAUAUUUGUGUACAUACCCUCAAGGGAGUUAACUUCAAUAUCUAAGCUUCUUGGCCUAUACUUUAUCCUAAAAUGGCACUAAUAGCUUUCUUCUUCUUCACAAUUUUCUUUUGCAAUAUUAGUAUAAUCACUAGUCAAGCCAUACCAAAAUUCACUUCCAUUCUAGUAUUUGGUGAUUCCACAGUGGAUACUGGUAAUAAUAACCACAUACUCACUAUAGCCAAAGGUAAUCAUCCACCAUAUGGCCAAGAUUACCCUAACCAUAUCCCCACGGGCAGAUUUUCCAAUGGAAAAUUAGUGCCAGACAUAUUGGCUAUUUUACUAAAUCUCAAGAAAAAUGGUGUUCCUCCAUAUAUGCAGCCAGAUUUACCAACAAAUGAAUUGCUCACUGGAAUUUGCUUUGCAUCAGGUGGGACAGGAUAUGAUGAAUUAACUAGUACUAUUUCUGGAGCAAUUCCAAUGAGGAAGCAGUUAGAUUAUUUCAAGGAAUAUUUGAGGAAAAUUAGAGUUCUUGUAGGAGAAAUUGAAGCUGAAAGAAUAGUGAAUGGUGCUUUGGUUAUUGUUAGUGCUGGGACUAAUGACUUUAUUUUUAAUUUCUAUGAUUUACCCAAAAGAAGGCUUCGGUUCAGCUUGAGUAAGUACCAAGAUUUUUUGCUAGGCAAGGUGCAAAGCUUUGUCAAGGAAUUAUAUGAUCUUGGAUGCCGUAAUAUUAUUGUAAAUGGACUGCCUCCAAUUGGUUGUCUUCCCAUUCAAAUGACAGCAAAAUCUCCACUUCUGAGAACUUGCAUAAAUAAAGAGAAUUUUGAUGCUCAAAUUUAUAAUCAAAAGCUUGAGCAUUUGUUACUUCAAUUGCAAGCGCAUCUUCCUGGAAGUAAAAUCUUAUAUAUAGACUCCUAUGCUUUUGUGUCGGACCUUAUCAACAAUGCACAGGAAUAUGGAUUUGAGGAAACAAAACGAGGGUGUUGUGGAAGUGGAUUAGUUGAAGCAGGACCAUUGUGUACAAGACUGUCACCAGUGUGUUCAGAUCCCUCACAAUUCAUAUUCUUCGAUAGCAUUCAUCCAACUGAAUCUACAUACUACAAGGCUACUGAUUACUUACUCAAGCAACUCCUCCCUAAAUUUGAAAAAUUCUAGUGUUAAGUUAUUUUAUUCAGCUAUUUCUUCAUCAAAAGAAUAAGUAAUAGAGAUCGCCUUGUAACUUUCUUGUUGCUCUAAGUAUCCCCCUUCAAUCUUCAUGCACCUCUUCGGCCAAAAAAAAAAAAAAAAAAAAAAAAAUUAAAUCCACAUUUGAUUUCGUACCCGAGAUUACUCUGACAAAGACAACAUUGUUUGAAAAAGGAAAUGGAUGUUUUUCGUAGGUAAAACGACCACAUUAUAAGCUUUAUAUAUAUUUUCAGACGUCCUGGCUCAGGACUGAGGCAAAAAAGCAAGAUAAAAAUUAUGACUUCAGAAAUUACAUAUGGCAAAGAAUGUAAGACAACUCUGGAUAUUUUUUUACUGCUAUAGCGAAAUGCUUAGCCAUUAUAAUAAAAUAUUGUUAUAGAAAGGUUUGACUGCACUCAAUA
This is a messenger RNA of Lycium barbarum (goji berry), 1876 nucleotides long. RefSeq names its product GDSL esterase/lipase At2g24560-like. Gene Ontology annotation, molecular function: hydrolase activity, acting on ester bonds. Bases 384 to 1445 code for a protein of 353 amino acids. The transcript is spliced from 3 exons. The record is from RefSeq and is a predicted model, not a curated record. Lineage: Eukaryota; Viridiplantae; Streptophyta; Magnoliopsida; Solanales; Solanaceae.